UUUAUAAUUUUGGUAAUUUGGCUUGAAUAUAAAAGUGCUAUAACUUUCUGCUUUUUAAAUCCCACCUGGUAUUUUUACUUAAUACAGGACUUUAAAUCUUCCGUUCCUCCGCCCGUCCCGGGGCACCACAUCACUUACGCGGGACUACCACGAGAUGUCGAUGCACGAUACGUCAGGUUCCACCCGAGUGAGCCUGUCACACCAGUUGAUGCAUUGUCCCUGAGGGUCGAGGUGUAUGGAUGUGUUAGUGGGCAUUAUACUCCUGAUCUUCAUAUGAUGUUUGCUAUUUCUGCUACAUCAACCAUACCAGCAUCCACGUUCAGUCUGAUGUCCACAGCUGCUCAAAACAUCAUCAACCUAUAUGGCAUCAGGACAAUCAAAUAUUCUGCCUUCACAUUUGGUAACAUCACACAAAACGUAGUCAAUUUUGAAGAAAACCUCACAAAAACCAAAAUCAUCGAAAGGUUGAAAUCUUCGAGCCCUAUCCCGGGCGGACCAAACUUACAAGAAGCUCUAGUUUACGCCAAUAAACGGUUUGUUAACUACAGUCGGCCAAAUGCGAGACGAGUGCUGGUAGUCUUCAUGGACAAAGGUUCAGGGGUACCUGAAGCAUCCUUGUCUUCUGAUAUUAACAACCUACGGGAUAAUGAGGUGCUUACAGUAGGGGUAGGAGUAGGCCGCGAGGACAGUAUUCCUGAUGUUGAAUGGUUGGCGCUAAACCGCUUCUACGUCAUGAGGAGAAGUCCAAUUGAGGACCCAAUGCAUCUGGGAAGAGAUAUCAUGACAAGAGUGCUCAAGGUGUUUGACGUGACCUUCGUCAUCAGUGCCAGUACUAACAAGAACUUCGAUUUGAUAAAAAGCACUCUACAAUCUAUUUUCGCCAAAUAUGGAAUAAAGACCAUCCACUACAGCAUCUUGAGGUAUGGAAGCACAACCGCUGACCAGCUUUAUAGCUUCACAUCGUCUUCUUCCUUCAACAAAAAUGGCUUGAAUACGAAAGUAAGUGAAAUUGCAUUUGGUGAUGGAUCUACCAGUGCUAUCGAACAAGCUUUGGCUUUAUCAAAAGCAAGUUUCACUGAUUUGUUGGUAAGAAUCAGCGCUGAUCAUAUUGUAGUCGUUAUCACGGAUAAAGAUUCUGGUGCAGAUGUGACGAAGAUCAAGACCGCAGCGGACUCUCUUGAGAAUGAAGGGAUUCGGAUCAUUCCCGUUGGUAUUGGUAACAACGUCAAAGGAAAAGAAGCGUCUAUUUUAACGUCAAACAACAAAGAUGUUAUCAAAAUGGCUGAUAGUACAAGCGAGACGAAACUUCAAGAGGAAAUCAUGAAAAAUAUCUAUAGACUGUACAUGCCAGACAUUGAUCUGAUUUUCAUCAUGAACGCAGCAUCCGCUGAUUCCGAAAACACUUACACUUACAUGCAGAAUAUCGUCAAGUCUAUCAUUCAGCGUUAUAACUAUGGCCGAAUUCACUACACCUUUAUCAUACACGGUGAUACGCCUAUCUUUAAGUACAGCUUUGGUGAGCAAUUUCCCAGCAAGGACGCAGUUCUGAAGGCAGUUUCAAAGCUUCCGCGUACCACUAAGGGGUCAUCACUGGAUAAAGCUCUACUGUUGGCAAGAGACCUAUUCAUCAAGGAGGACGUGCGCAGGAAUUCUUGGAAGAUCAUUGUACCUAUCAUGGAUAUCCGGACGGGAUUAUCAAGCGAAAAACUUCGUAACGUAUCGUCUAUGUUGCAUGAAAUCGGUGUACGCGUGGUACCAGUCGGAGUUGGAGAGCAAGCGAGCCCCCGGGAACUUGAUGAUAUCACUGCCUAUGAAGACCAUGUCGUCUUGAUCCCAAAAGACACAAGCUAUGUCGAGACAGGAGAGGAGGCAAUGAAUCGAGUUUUACAAAUUGCUGAUGUGGAUGUGGUGUAUGCGCUCAGCACCUCCUCAAACAGCACCUUCAAGACGAUGACUGAUUCUAUCAAAAAGGUCGGCGAUAAGUUUGGGACUGAUCGAUUCCACUACAGUAUUGUCGUUUACGGAAAUAGCAUUAAAAACGUCUGCAGCUUUGAUACGAUUAUUCCAUAUGAAGAGGCACUUGAGGAAGAAGUAAACAAAGCUAUCAAGCAAUCAAUAUCUGGGAAUUCGAACCUUGAAGAAGCACUUACUAAUGCUAAAAAAAUACUUAACACCCCCAACACAAGAAAAGGUUCUAGAAAAGCCGUGGUCAUUAUUACGGACAAUACGUCUGGAAAGACUCCAACUGUUCUUAAAGACACAGCAAAGCCUCUACACGAGCAAGGUAUCAUUGUUGUUUCUUCUGGUAUUGGAGAUGUCCCAAAAUACGACGAGCUCAGAUCAAUGACACUCAGGAAGGAAGACGUGGUUAAGGUUAAACCUGAAGAUACAAGUGGAUACCUUGGUGACAGAAUCGUGGCCAGAAUUCUUAAAGAUGGUAUUCCUGAGAUUGAUUUGGUCUUCGCGAUUAGUCCAUCAAUAGAUAGGAAAAACUUAUCAGCCAUAAUGAAAGACAUUCUCAAGUCAAUUAUCCAGCGUUAUGGAGACGAUAAGAUCACUUACAGCGUUAUAACUUACGGGAGUGACUCCUCCAGUGAGAUUGCUUUAUCGGAUCAGUUCCCGAAUCUAGAAUCUCUCAUCAACGCAGUAGAUUCCGUCGGAGCUAAACCGAGCUACGAUGCACCAAAUCUGGAGAAAGCGAUGGAUGAGGCAAAACUAUUGUUCGAAGAGGCACCAAUUCGGCCUAAUGCGCGAAAGGUGUUUGUUCCAAUUCUGGACAGAAAUACAGAAAACCCCGAGCAGGUACUAAAGGCAGCGACUAAAUCAUUGCAGGAUUUAGGUGCAACAAUCGUCCCAGUAGGUAUUGGUGAUGAUGUAAGCAAAGAGGAGCUGGACCGGGUCACGAUCUUCAAAGAUAACGUUAUCAAGCCUGCGUCUGAUGUGCCAUUUUACGACACUGGCGAGGAAAUAAUUUCCAAAAUCAUUGGAGUUCCUGAAGUCUUUGUUACAUUUGCUGUGACGCCUAACAAAAACAGCACUGACAAGGUCUAUAAAUUGAUGAAGGACACUAUCAGCUCCCUCACCAAGAAAUACGGAAAGAAAAUCCGACCAAGUGUCGUCACUUUUGACGAACCACCUAAAGUGCUCUUCGAUUUUGAGGAUACCCUUCCGACUGAGGAAGCUCUGAAAAGGAAACUGGACAGACUUCCCAAAAGGGAGGGUCUGCUUGACUUCACAAAUACACUUAAAAAGGUAGAGGACAUAUUCAACAGUACGGAAUUGAAACCCACAUCCAAGAAGGCUUUGGUGGUUCUUACAGACCAGAAGUUUGCUAAAAGUGGUCCAUCUAUACUGGAAUCGAUGAGGCCUUUAGACGAGAAGGCCAUUCGACCAAUCGUUGUUCGAUUGGGUGAUGAUAUUAACGAGGAAGAACUGCUUGGGAUAACACGAACAAAGCGCAAAAUCAUCAAACCUUCAGAUACUGACGGAGGAAUGCAACUUGGAGAUGAGAUCAUAAAAGCUAUUUUAAAUGAUGGUCUACCGGAGCUUGACAUCACCUUCGCAAUCAGUGCAACGACACAAAAUGCAACAAAGACAAUAGAACAAGCCAAGCUAAUCAUCCAAUCUGUCGAGAAGUACUAUGGCACCGACAAAGUACACUACAGUGUCGUCAUAUUUGGCGAUAACGCAACAACACCAAUUCAAUUUAACGACGGCCCUCUCAAUGAAGGAGAACUUCUAAAGGCAUUGGAAAAUCUGAAAAACUCUUCAGGACAGCCUAACUUCAAAAGGGCAAUCGAUGAAGUGAAAAACAACCUUAAUACUAGUAGCGGUGUUCGUCCUGAUGCAGUCAAAGUGGUUGUUCCCAUCUUCGACGCACCUUUGUUUCCUGAAGAGCCUCUUCUAGACACAGCUCAGAAGCUUAAAGAAGAGAGUCUCAUUGUAGUACCAGUCCCAGUUCAACCUCUGGCAGAUAAUUCUCAAGCAGAGCUUCUAACGCCGGAUAAGGACAAUGUUAGACCCACAGUAUUCGGAGACGACCCGAUGCUUAUUGGCGAAGGGAUCAUUGACAUAGCCUUAAAAGAAUCCUGCUCGAAAAGCCCUUGUCUGAACGGAGGGACCUGCGUUAAGAACGGCGCCACCUAUUCAUGCUUAUGCUUCAUGGGAUAUAGCGGAAAGAACUGCGAAAUUGGGUGCGGUCACAUGGAGCUUGGCGUGAUGGUAUACAGGAAUGAUGGUAACAAGCAUCGUCGAGUCUCCGACGAAGACAUAACAGCCUCGUCAUCCCUAGAUAAAUACCCGCCGCAUAGAGGUCGCUUGUAUAUGGAUCCCAUUGGGUCAUAUGGCAGUGGUUGGUGUGCUUCCCCUAUUGACGCUACUCCUUACCUUCAAAUACACUUCGGUCUCCCGAUGAUGAUAACAACGAUUACUACAAGGGGUAUCCUUGACGGUCCAAAUGGUACUGCUUUUGUAAAGUCGUAUUACAUCAGCUACACGAAUGACACAGAAGCAAGGUGGUACAACUAUACCGAGCCAGGUCAAGCACAACCAUAUGUGUUUAAGAGUGCUUUCACUGCAGUCCCUAAUAAUGUGUCUUCCAUGGUACUUGCCAAGUUCCUCCGGAUAUAUCCUCUUAAAGGGGAAACGAGCUUCUGUAUGCAGGCUGCUGUCCAUGGUUGCGAUCCACUUGCUAAAGUACCUGCGGUAGACCAGAGACCAGAGAAAUGGGAUGUAGACGUAACCAAGGACGGCGAGUCAUAUGUUUGGAUCAUUCCACUAGCCCUGAUUCCAAUUCUGAUGUUUACCACGGCAAUACCGAUGCUCCUGCGUUUCGGACCCGGGGGAAGCUGGAGCUCUUCAAGUACCUCGAGUUUCCUGAAGAACUUAAAAUUCCCACCGACAUAUAAUCAGAAAUCUGAAAUCCAAACGGUACUUCUGGAGUUUGGCGACGAGGAUGGAGCCGGAGAAGGAGGAGGGGGAGGAGGAGAAAGUCUUGCUAUGACGGUCACAGGGCUGGAGGCGGGUGGCUAUAGCGCUGGUGGCGGUGGUGGUGGUGCAGGUGGUGCUGCGUAUGCUGAGAUGACGACCACUACCUACACCGAGUCCUACGCGGCAUACUCCACAGUUAGUGGCACAGGAGCCUCGGGAUCAGGAGCUGCAGCAGCGGCCGGAUCUGCGUCCGCAGGCGGCGCUGGCGGAGCAGGAGGGGCUAGCGCCUACAUGAUGUCCGCUUCAGGAGGGGGGGCUGCUGGUAGUUCUGGAAGUAUUGGGGCAGGAGCGGCAGGAGGCGCUGGAGCUGUGGCUGCAGUAGCGGUAUCAGGGGGAGGCGGUGGAGGUGGUUACGCAAAGUUUGAGAGCAACUCCCAUUCUAUAAGCCAGCAACAACAAUUUGAAGCGGAGAUGGGCGAGAUUGAUAUUAUGUUUGACAUGGAGGGGUACAGCUCUGUAUCGAUGAACGGAGGAUCAGGAGCAGCCGCUGCCACCAGCAACACCUACGAAAGCAUCUCCACCCUUCAACAAUUAGGAAUGUCUGCAAGUGGCUCGUCUGGUGUCGGCAAUGCUGGGGUGGCCGCUGCAUCAGCAGAUUCCAGUGCCGUGGCAUCUGGCAACACCCACCAAAAUAUGAACUCUUUCGGACAAUCUAGAAUGGCAACAAGUAGUGGAAAUGGAUCGUACGGUGUAGGCAAUGCUUGGAUGCCCGCAAGUUCAGGAGAGUCAAGCGCAUUGAUACAAGAGGAGGGAACAGCUGAAGCCUCUACGGAGAAUUUAUCUGCUGGGUCAGGCAUGAACAGAGCCCAAGGAAUGGCUUCGAGUUAUUUGGCUGACGCAGGAAAACCAGGAAUGGAUACAGUGAAUGCCGCUGGGGAAGACCACCAGUAUGAUUAUGUGUACAGUCCUGAUGACCAGGGAAUGACGAGCCUUCCCCCAGAAUCUGAUGCGGAACAUUUCGCGGAUAAUCUUUUCAACAAACACAAUAAAAUUUUUUCAUUUGACCGGCAGUACCUCCCAUCAAGUAAAGCCUGAUCGCUGCUAAUAAAAAUGAACAUGUAAGACAUAGAUUUAAAGGAUAGUGUAUAAUAUACCACCAGUGACAGACAGUGCCUUCAAAGUAGAAUUAAAAUUGACAACUACAGCUGUCUUUUAAGCAUCACUCCGGCCAAGGUCAUGGAACCGUUCAUGUCGAAAAUAACUUCCAAAUUUAGAAAUACAAAGAACAACUGCACCGAGCACAUGUAUUAAAUCGUCAAGAAAUAGAAAAGGAAAAAUUCCUGAAGUACUAACUACAUUAUAUAUGUACGUUUAUUUAAUUUCCCUCAUUGCUUAACGACCUUUGAUAAUUAUUAGCUUGUGUUUAGAAAGUAUAGAAUUAGAUCACAGGUAAAACACUAAGACUGGUUACAUUUUGACUUUGAAGUAGUUAAAAACUUUGUCUGAUGACUCCUUUACUGUAGAGGGGAGGGACGAUUUUCGUUUAGCUAAGAUGUAGCUAACUACUAGCAUGUAUGAUAUUUUGACCAAUAAAAAGAAGUAGACAUC
Messenger RNA from Nematostella vectensis (starlet sea anemone), 6537 nucleotides. RefSeq lists its product as uncharacterized. The coding region runs from base 274 to 6024 and encodes 1916 amino acids. The record is from RefSeq and is a predicted model, not a curated record. The transcript is spliced from 19 exons. NCBI's taxonomy places the organism in Eukaryota, Metazoa, Cnidaria, Anthozoa, Actiniaria, Edwardsiidae.